This is a messenger RNA of Capronia epimyces CBS 606.96, 1626 nucleotides long. RefSeq lists its product as uncharacterized. The transcript has a single exon. Bases 1 to 1626 code for a protein of 541 amino acids. NCBI's taxonomy places the organism in Eukaryota, Fungi, Ascomycota, Eurotiomycetes, Chaetothyriales, Herpotrichiellaceae. The record is from RefSeq and is a predicted model, not a curated record.
AUGACGGCCCCGAAGUUUCUGUUCAUCAAUAAGCACCCUCAAUCCGACUCGCUUUCUCACAGCAACAAGCAGGAGCGGAUCUCGAUCCAUAGCCAUGUGCAAAAAGGCCGGAGAUACAAGAAGGCGGACCACCGUAUCGGCCACGACACUCGGCUGCCCCUGCUCCAACUCCAACCUGCCCGUCGUCCGAGGGGGGAGUCUGGCGGCGACGCCUUGGUGACCUCCGAUCAGUGCCCGAUCGAACGUACGUCGCGGGACCAGAUGCCUGACAGCUCCAGGCAACCUCUGAGCCCGCAGGCUGCUGGCCUCCGCGACGCAAUCUCCUCUCUCGGCUCCAGCUCGAACCGCAGCACGCCUCAGUCUAUCCCAGUAUUUCCUGCUUCGGCAGAGGAAAGCUUUGAUCCCUUCGAUGUCACUUGUAUUAGGGUCGAUGGAGCUGUCCAUAGCCUCCUCCAGUACUUUUUGCUGGUCCAGCAUCCCGGCUGUUGGCAUAUUGAACGAGCCAGUCGCCCAGACCACAAGUAUGUCUUUCAAUUCGACGCCAUGUCCGUGAUUCAAGGUUGCUUGCACGACGAAUACAACAUGUACGCACUCCUGGCUUCCAUGGCCAGCUUCAUGACUUAUCUCGAUGAGAUCCCUCCGUCCAGAGAUGGAAGCUACUAUAUCCACAAGGCUCUGAAAGCGUCACAGGAGUACGUACAUAGCCACCAACCCAUCACCGGGAGAAUGAUCUUCAAUGUCUUCCACCUUGGCUGUGCGGAAUGGUAUCGAUACAACGGCCAUGCCGCAUAUGUGCACCUGAAAGCGGCCAAAAAGUUGGUCGAUGCAAUGGGUGGCCUUAAGGCUAUGGAUGGUCCGCUGGUUGAUCUCCUCCUUUCUGGCGAUCAAUAUGUCGCAGCGGAGCUCAGGCAGAAACCUCUCUGGUCCCCAACCGACUUUGAGUCUGGCGACAGCCAUCCCAUGACGGCACAUGGCCUCUGCGAGCUUCAGAAAUUGCUCUCUGGAAAGGUGAAGACAGCAGCAGGUCUCCUGACUUCGACACAGCAAGAGAUUGUCCCUACCGGCCUACGCUGGAUCAUCCUCGACCUCGCCGUCGUGCUCUCUGUCCUCCGGUCGUCGCAGUCGCCUGACAUGGCACUUGGGAAACUUCCCGCAGACGGCAUUCACUGGGUCCAUAUUCGAACUCUGGCGAUCCGACAUCGCCUCUUGUCCAUGGACCUCAGCGACCCCCGCAGCGGCGCAAUCCGCACCGCCAUUGUUCUGUGGAUCUUCCGGAUCUUCACCAUCUCGGGCCGCAAGAGAUCUAUCAAGAUCAUCGCACCGUUUUUGCGCGAAAUGCUGCUCACCAUCGUCGACCAUCUUUGGGACGGCCAUGAGGAGGUGCGACUCUGGAUCCUUACCGUUGGUGCCCUCUCGGCAUCGUCAGGCAGUGAUUGCCAUGACUGGUUUGUGGGCGAAUUGAGGAGAUGCCUGACCAGCACGCUCGACAACCCUGACCCUGACACCAUCUUCGAUGCGCUCAUCCUGCUGUCCGAGCGAUUCUUUUACUUGGCCCUGGAAGAGGCAUCGACCCUGCGGUCCCUUGCAAAGGAUAUAUAUCAUGUGAGGCUCGAAGAAAAGGAGUGA